Paramacrobiotus metropolitanus is the source of this 4257-nucleotide messenger RNA. Its product is annotated as cytokine receptor-like. The record is from RefSeq and is a predicted model, not a curated record. Gene Ontology annotation, molecular function: protein binding. The coding region runs from base 441 to 3584 and encodes 1047 amino acids. The transcript is spliced from 14 exons. Lineage: Eukaryota; Metazoa; Tardigrada; Eutardigrada; Parachela; Macrobiotidae.
ACAGUGUAAAGUGUAAUAGUUGUUAGAAUUUUCUGUUCCGUUGAUAUCUUAAUGCUGCUGCCUGUUUACUGUUUAGUCUUAACAAAUUAUUGAUUUUGUAGUCCGCCAGUAUACCUAUGAAGCUUAUUUGAUUAACGUCAGCGUCUGACGGAUACCAUAUGAAGAGGAGAUGGGAAUUGGCUUGUCUGUGGAGCAUUCCUGAAUCCCGAUCGUGAUCAGUCGUGCUUCUCACUGCUGCACUUGAAAUCGUUACGGAUAAACCCCUAUAUGCGCGGUGAAGUGGUGUUUCAGUAGGGAACCGUAACCGUGGAAGAAUGAAAUACUUAUUAUAAUAAUUGUGAAUAAUCUACACGAAGACUGCAUUAGUCAAAUUUGGGAGUCUUUCAUUUGGAUACGGGAGCUACGCGAUUUCAGCAACAAAUCAUCGCGAACUUGGAGCUAUGAAUCCAGGUACCAAAGCGCUCCGCGAAGCAGUUGGAAUGUCGAAUUUAAAGAUUCUUGGUGCGGUAUUAGUCCUAUCCGUUAUUAAAACUGGUUUUUGUUCCGGAAAGUGCAAUGCAUUUCUCGAUGCCGCAUCGCAAAUUGGUCAUAUGCAACCGGAUGAGGCCGUAGAGGUUGAGGAAACUUCGACACUAGAACUGUUUUGUUCCUUGUCGGAAGACUAUAUAAAACGAACCAAAAACAACUCUAUUGACGUGAACGCCAAAUCCAUUUUUUGGCAGCACUCACGCGAUAAUAACAACGGCGACUAUAUCCAUGAAGACCUUACGGCCUUGAUGAAUGAUAAACGGUUCCAGAAUGAAAUAAUCAAUGAGACUACAGCAAAAAUGAUUUUGUCCAAUACCACCCUCAAGGACAGUAGCCAUUACAGAUGUUUGGUCAACGAAUCGAUAGAUGAACCGCAGCGGAUGGUGUGCAGUGUUACAGUUACCGUCGGAGGUCCUCCAAAGCGAUAUAAGGACUUCGAAUGCCGAUCGAUGGAUCAUAAAAUCUUACAUGCACAUUCAGGAGAGAUGAUGCAUACUAUGGGCAGUCCGAAUACAACACUGUUCGCUGAACGUAACUGCUCAAACUUUAGCCGACCUGAGAGGGGAAAAUCCUCCUAUUCAUGCUUUAUUGGAGUACGCGAGUCGUGCCCGAAAAACGAAACCUGUCGACCAGCUUUCAUGAAUCAGUAUAAAUACAUCUUUACGAUAAAAGGAACGAAUUCGAUGGGAACGGAUACUUGGACGGAAAUUGUGGAUCCUAGUCAAAGCAUUCUGCUGUCGAAACCCAAGGAAUUAAAUGCUACCUCACUGGAUAGCCAUCGGUGUGCGGUUGAAUGGAAACUGACGCCUGAGUUACAGACUUCGCAUAUCGUAACUGAGCUGGGUGUUGUAAGCGAAAUUCAGUAUCGGAAACUUGGUGGCCAUCAUGACUGGAAGCAUGCGGCAGUUGAACCCCGCGAACAGCGUGUCGAAUUGGACGAUUUGGAUGCCUAUGCGACGUAUGAGAUCCAAGUUCGAUUGCGGAUGAAUAAUAACAUGUUCUGGAGCGAAUAUAGCCAGACGCACUGUACAACGCCAGCUGCUAAACCGGCCGGCAAGCCGGGUGCGGUUCAGGGAGCCUUCGAUCAGACUGUAAAUGGACCUAAGGGUCAGAGAAAGGUCAUUUUGUACUGGCAGGGUAUUCCGGAAAGUAAAAGGAAUGGUGAAAAUUUCCGCUACGAAGUGUCCACGUGGACCGAUGGAACAAAGGAUUACCCAAUUCAUCAGAAGACUUACAGUCACAGAUACGCAAACAUUGAAAUAAGGGAUCUGCCUUCCAAUGAGGCUGUUAAUGUAGAGAUUAUUCCGAAGAACGAUGAAGGGAAUGGUGAAGCUGAGAUUGUGCGCAUACCGGCUGUUCAAGAGAAUUCAUUGGUUGUGAAGGAUAUCCGAGUUGUGAAUUUUACUUCAUACCUGGAACUGUCAUGGAAUGUUUCGGGGAGUUCUAGUCCUGAAACGCGUGCCUUCGAUUUGUUUUACUGUCCAACAUUCCUGGAACCACAUUUUGCUUGGUGUACCGAAAAUAUGCACCACGAAAGCCUCUCUGGCCAUACGUUUGCCUAUAAUUUUACACCACAACAUGGAAAACACUAUCGUUUUGCAUUGGCGGCAAGAGAAAAUGUGUCGGAUCGUGUAAUGUACAGCGGCAUGAACUGGGCAUUACGGACAUGCAAUCCACUUGAGAAACAUGGACGUUUGGAUGGUCUGAACGUGACUGCUUUGCCCAACGCCACGGUUUUGGUGCAAUGGACCGAACCGUGCGAACAGAGAUUUAUGCCAAUACCUCCGGAGUAUCAAGUCAGUUAUUCCCCAUGUGACAGUCGAAUUUGUGUUGCCGACCAGAUUCAAAAGACCAACUCGACUUCCGUUAUUUUGAGCGGACUGAAAGAAAGUUCUCGCUAUUGCUUUUUUGUGGACGUUAAUAACUCCAGUACUGGUAUUGACUUCGAUCCAGCCCAGCAGUGCGUAAGGACAACCGCUAUUGAUCACGAAUUUCCUGUUGCAACUGGUGUUGGUAUCGCUCUCGGUACGGCUGUUUUGCUGACGAUCCUGGCAGUUGCACUAUGGCGAGGAAUCAGACGCAUGCAGAAAGAUUUCAAGGAAAUUCAACGAGAAAGUCGAAAAAUAAUCAUACCGGCUUCGAAAAUUGGCAAGGAUGAGGAUGAAUUCGAUGAACAGGGUAUCGCUUAUUACAGCAAGAUUGAUUAUGGAGAAAAGAAAAAGUCCUAUUCACGUCAGCUUAGUGACAAUAGUGGGAGCAGCUCCGGUCAUGGAAGUUUAUCUUCAGAGUUCACGGUCAAGUCUUCCGGCACGACCACCGCGGAUGAUGCCCAUUUGAUCGUGGUUGACAAACGUGAGCCUAGUCAGUUGGCCGGCGUUCACCGGCCUGCCAGUACCAUGCCGAAAAAGCAUCGUCAUCGUUUAUCGCAUGUUGAUCUGAGCAGUGCACGUACGGCCCUGCAACGUGAUAACGAUGCCGCUGAGACUGUCAGCCUUGGCCGCUCCAGUUACGGCUAUGCAAACAGACCGUUCAAGUUGGAGUCGUUGUCGCAUUUAAAACUAAAUCUCAAAAAACCACCACGUCGACCUUCCUCGUUGGUGCGCGUGAUAUCCGAGACGGAGUCAACACAUGCGCCGGUGGAUUCCGGUCUGUCGGGAGCGAGCGAAGAUCCCGCUACCUUUGGUUAUGUCCCUCCGUCCAGCCUGCAGGCUAACGCGUCCAGUGGAUCCAGUACGGGCAAUAACACGGGCGGUACGGGGUAUGUCUCGCAUCCGUCAACCCUACAUGACACCAGUGGUAUGACCGCUGAAGUCUCGGGGGAUAUUGAGAUGAGCUCCCCCGUACACGGGCGCAGUGCGGGCAAAUUGUUCGUGGAUGCGACACAGCCGCCCGAUGGGAAUGAGGACGUGCGGUCCAAAUUCUUGGAUAAUGAAUUCGAUAAUCGGUCUCCGGUUAGCAGUGGCCAAUCGUCCCCGAUUAUCCCUACAACGCGGUUACUUAGUCCUCCGCAUUUUGUAAAAGAGACAGUAAGCAAUGGAUAUGUCCCAUGGCCGUAAAGGAUUGGAAACGAAAUGGAAUAAUCCGGCGUUUUGUGCUUUUAUUUUGAUCUGUUGUUCCCUUUCUCGUUUGUAAGCCGACAAAACUGCAUCGAUGGAUAAAGUUUUCGUUUGGGGAACGGAGACAGUAUUAUGGCCAUAUGGCAUGUGAUUUCCGUUGCGUUGGCUGUCGCGGGGACAGUGAGUUGGCAAGAUCCAGGUUUUGCGAUGAAUAGCCACAGGAAGAUGGAUUAAGCUGCAUGUUUUGUGUAUUUCUGUGUUCUGGUGUCUCGGUCUGCCUCGGUAUUUCAUUGUUUUCGUUUGAUUUAUUUGGGUUGUCGGGGUGUUAUUUCUGGUCACUGGGGACCGAGAAUUGACCGAAUCUGAACUGAAAGCCGGGAUUUUGUUUGGUGAUUUUGCACGCCCGCAAAUAACUGCUGUUGGACAUUCGUCUGUAUUUAUGUUAUUUAUGUAUAGGAUGAUGGCUUCUUGUCGUUUUGCGUCCCUUUGAGAUAAAAGAUAGAUACUAUUGUGUUUAUCGGAAUUUAUUUGGUUCUUAACGCUCAGAAUGUAAUAUAUUUUCAUGUUUUCUUGCUCGCUUACGGAUACGAUUAUUCUGUAAGCUUUUUUAGGAGUUGUUUUUUCGUGCUUUCUUGAGCGCGCACACCUCUUGGCAUUAAAGAGUUAUGGAAUG